AUGUCAGGGGCCGCGACUGCUUUUACAGCAGCAAACUUCGACGGUUCCGCCUUCCACUACCGCGAUUCGUCGUUCACACUUAGCCCGCGAUUCUCAUCCUCCGACGGGCUCUCUCCCACCGAUCGCGACGUCUACCUGCUUGCAGCGCUCGACUCUGCUGACCUCGACGACCAGGAGACCCCAGACCCCCCUUUCGAAGUGGCUUGGGACCAAGAUUCACAGCCUACUUCCACCCAGAUCCGUCAGCUUAACGAUCAGCCCUAUUACGAGCAAAACAACAGCCCCGCCGUGGACGAAGACUCCGAAGGCAUCCCAGAGCACGUGUUCGCCGAACUCUUUGAGGAAGGUGACGGCGAGCAGCAAACCUAUGUCCAGCAGGCGAGUUCUGAGACUUUUCACAAGGUCGCUUUCGAGACUCGUCCCUCGAGCCCUGCGCGCGAAACCACCCAAGUUGUCGCAUCCUCGACGGCUCAGGUCAACAACCAACCUCGCCACCAGGCUUCCCUCGCACAGUCAGCGGCCGAUCGAGCUCCUACUCAAGUUAUCGACGUUGACGAGCAAAUGACUAACAACACCAUCGCGCGGCCCCCCGCCAGAAAAUCUACUGAGACUUCCACCCAGAGCCCCCAGCAGACCUGGCAAGAGACACCCUCACCUCAAGGCACUUCUGCUUCCUCACCCAAGAAAGCCAAGAUGGGACCUUCCGCUGCCAUGGUACAGCAGUUCAACGACAAGGACGAGGCCACCGGCCGUCCUCGCUUGCAACAGUCGUGGAUUGACUACACCGCACGCGUUUUCGAAAAGGACUACGCGCACGAGAUUUGGCAUCCCGAGUUGCAAGGCAAGAUCAUGGCAGACCUCCAACGACCUGUCAGCAUCAACAACUUCUAUGUUGCUCGCCAUACGGCUUACAGGAACUUCACCAGGUUCGUGAAAGGUGAGAAGACGCCUUACAACGAGGUGGAUAUAUGGGCCAUCUUCUUCCGCAAUGAGAACGGUCUUCCCGACAUCUGGGCGAGUGGUAUCAACUCUGAUCAAGCCUACCUAUUUUCGGACGUCAUUAACGCUGCCGUCGGAAAUGAGUCAUAUGACUGCGUCAAGUCCGCCUACAACAAGACGCGAGGAUUGAAGGGUAUCACCUACUUCAAGCCUUCCGGAUCGGCCGGUCAGCGCAAGGUCAACCCGACGACCCCAAAGAAGCGCAAGAUGGAGGUGGAAUCAGACCAAUCUGAUUCAGAGGUGGAGUGUCUGGAGUACAUCUCUACGAAGAAACCCAAACUCGACAAACGCGAUGAUGCUGACGGCGGAGGAGGAGCCAGAGGAGGAGUCAUUCAGGGCAGCAAGACUACCAAGAGCACCAAGGACGCCGCUGGAGCCAAGAAUACGGCGGUGGGAAAUCAGGAGUUGAAGGAGAACAAGAAGGCUGUCGGCAACAGCCUCUCGCAGAAGAAGCUUCAUGACGACUUCGAUGCCGAGGCAGAGAGUGAUACGGAAAGCGUCAUGAGCGACAGCACCAUCGUGAAGAAGCCGGAGUCUGACACCGACAAUGACGAGGAUGACGAUGGCCUCGAUGAUGACGAGCCGGUUGACUCCUGGAUUCUUGAGAUGAAGGCGAAGAUGGAAGAGCCUGAGGAGGAGACCGAAGAGAAGCCCAACUUCACCGUUAAGGAGAAGGUCAACCAGCGCGAUGCCUUCUUCAAUACCCUUGGGACCGUCCCGCCGGAAUUCCAAGACAAGGUCUUCCGAACCAUCAUGUUGGACGUUAUUCAAGAUAUGGGGAUCGAUCCCAACGAGAAGCUUGCGAAGCAAGUGAAGCCGUUCAAGAAGUUGAUCAAGAUGGAGGGAAAGAAGAAAUGA
Messenger RNA from Colletotrichum chrysophilum, 1857 nucleotides. RefSeq lists its product as uncharacterized. The transcript has 2 exons. The record is from RefSeq and is a predicted model, not a curated record. The coding region runs from base 1 to 1857 and encodes 618 amino acids. Lineage: Eukaryota; Fungi; Ascomycota; Sordariomycetes; Glomerellales; Glomerellaceae.